AUGGUUGACGACAGCACGGCCCCGCUGUUGAGCAGGGCCUCCACGGACUCACGAGACACCUCAUAUUCGCACAAGCACCAUCACCAACGGUCAGAUUCUCCGUCCUUUCAACUAAGCUCCGAAUCAACCCCUCUUCUGAGACAUGAAGCGACAUAUGGGAUAUCCUAUGGCACCGACAACCGGAGACGAUCAUCAGCAUCAACGUCCUCUGCCCCGCUCUACUCUAUUGAAGAUCCUACCAAGCAUCCGCGAAGUCGUCGAUGGCCUAUAGUCAUUGCAAUAACGACUCUAAUUGCUGCUGUUCUAUUAACUUUGGUGUUUGGAUUUGCGGCGCCAGCUGCAGUUAAGCAAUAUGCACAAGAAGCAGCGGUCUUUAAACCUCAGAGGAUCUCCUUAGACUCUGCGACCUCAGAAGGCGUAUCAGUGAGUGUGCAAGGAGAAUUUUAUCUCGAUGGGUCACGAGUCAAACGACCUCUUAUACGAAGCACUGGCAGAAUCGCAACAUGGAUUGCCAAGGAAGUCGAGACUAGCAAAACACAGGUCGAUGUCUAUCUACCCGACUACGAUAAUAUCCUUCUUGGCCGCGCUUUUCUGCCCGCGGUCAAGGUGAACAUCAGAGAAGGACAUUCGAACAUUAUCGACAUUGUAGCCAACUUUCAAUCUGGAGAUGUAGCUGGUAUUCGCCAGGUCGCUGAUGACUGGCUGAAUGGACGGCUCGCCCAACUUCAUGUGCAAGGCACUGCGGAUGUGAAUAUAAGGUCUGGGAUCUUGAAGUUCGGCAGUCAAGGGAUUACCGCUGAUUUAUCUCUUACUGAACAAGACAUCCCUCACCUACCAUCUUUCAGCAUAGACAAGCUCAACGUGCAUGAAAACCCGUGGAAUCCCCAGGAUCCUGGAAUUGCCGUGGAAGUGGCGGUUAGCAUCUCAAAUGAUUAUGCUCUAUCCAUAGUUAUACCUCCCUUGGGAUUCGACAUCCUCCUCCCGAACUGCAUACCGACUGAUCCUUAUAUCCUGGUCGCUGAUGUGACCACAGAAACCGUCAACGUGGAACCCGCAUUGCCAGCAGUCGUUGAUGUUAGUGGUGUCGUCAAACGUCUACCAUCGGAAUUAACGAGGGUCUGUCCGGGAAUGAAAGACUCACCUCUGGAUCUGAUAAUUUCGGCUUAUCUCAAAGAACACAAGGCCGUUAUCUAUGUUCGUGGCGGCGACCCGCCUUCUUCAUCAACACCCGCAUGGAUGGUGGAUUUGCUCAAGAGCGUUACCAUUCCGGUUCCUGUGACCGGCCACGAUUUCGGUCAACUGAUCAAGAACUUCUCCAUGACAGAUGUUCACUUUUCCCUGCCUGAGCCAUUUGCGGAACCAAAUUCUCCCGAGGCACAACCAAAAGUGUCUGCCAUGGUAAAAGUCAUGGUUGAAUUGCCCGAGGAAAUGAACUUUGACGUCGACAUUCCGCACGUACGCGCAAAUGUCGACAUUUAUUAUGAAGGCGAUCAAUUCGGCAUUCUUGACUUGAGCGAGUGGCAACCGUCCAAUGCAACCCGAAUUGAUGACCCAGACAGCACUCGACCGUUGUUAUUGGUUACCUUUGAGGUCAACGAUGGCCCUAUACAAGUCACCGACAACGAUGUUUUUUCAGAUGUCGUGCAAUCAAUCUUGUUCGGAAGCAACCCCGUCGAGCUAGAUUUGCACGCACUUGUGGACGGAGAAUUAGCUACUACGUUGGGUCAAUUCAUUAUACAUGAUAUCCCUGCGCAAGGGACUAUAAAUGUCAAACCCCCAUUCGGAAGCUCCAUUGGAGGCUUGAUCAAACCGAAGCUUGAAUCAUUUGAGAUACUACACACAACACCAUCGACAAUCUCUUUGCAAGCUACGGUCAACUUUACCAAUCCUACGCCAUAUUCUGCGAGCAUACCAUAUGUUGAUUGCUUGAUGCUAUUUAACGGAACCGCUCUUGCACAUGUCACGGUGCGUGAAUUGUCGGUUGUGCCAGGAGAUAAUAGUGGAGUCGUAUUCGAGGCCUUAUGGAGUCCCCUAGCUGCUGGUGGUGACGCUGGUGUCAUUGCAGGCCGUGAUCUUCUUUCCGGUUAUGUUUCUGGCCUCAAUACCACAGUGACACUACAAGCCUAUGAAGGUUCCCUACCUGGAUUGCCUGAUAUAGGCAAGGCAUUAUCAGGUAUUAGUGUUGAUUUUAUGGUACCGAAGCUGGGAGCGCCUGGAGAUGACGAUGACGAUGAGGGCAACUCACAUUUCAUCAAGGACGCAACUUUACAUCUCUGGUCGUCGACAGCUGUUUUCACUCUUCUAUCUCCUCUCCGCCACUCAACUCUAUACGUCGACAAAAUAGACGCAAUAGCGUUCUACAACCACACGGAACCAAUCGGGCGAAUAGACUAUGAUCUCCCAUUUGCCAUUCCUCCAGGUGAAUCAGAAACACCGAGACUGCCCGUCACCCCUAACUUUGGUGGAGUCGGUUAUGAUGCCGUCCGCAGAGCUCUAGGAGGUACAUUAUUGAUGGAUGCAAAGGCUAAAAUUGGCGUUACGUUGGGCGAGUAUUCGACAACGGUGUUUUAUGAGGGUAAAGGGAUUGGCGCGAAGGUUCGAAUCUAG
Messenger RNA from Talaromyces marneffei, 2607 nucleotides. RefSeq lists its product as uncharacterized. Lineage: Eukaryota; Fungi; Ascomycota; Eurotiomycetes; Eurotiales; Trichocomaceae. The transcript has 5 exons. Bases 1 to 2607 code for a protein of 868 amino acids. The record is from RefSeq and is a predicted model, not a curated record. Gene Ontology annotation, cellular component: fungal-type vacuole membrane.